Tachyglossus aculeatus (Australian echidna) is the source of this 5736-nucleotide messenger RNA. It is a transcript of the gene ADARB1, whose product is annotated as adenosine deaminase RNA specific B1. The record is from RefSeq and is a predicted model, not a curated record. Gene Ontology annotation, cellular component: nucleolus; cytoplasm. The transcript has 12 exons. Lineage: Eukaryota; Metazoa; Chordata; Mammalia; Monotremata; Tachyglossidae. Gene Ontology annotation, molecular function: tRNA-specific adenosine deaminase activity; double-stranded RNA binding; double-stranded RNA adenosine deaminase activity. Gene Ontology annotation, biological process: RNA processing; adenosine to inosine editing. The coding region runs from base 458 to 2557 and encodes 699 amino acids.
GAGGGCACCGCUUCUGCCCGGCUCUAAUGGCGACGGAUCGGCGGCAUCCUCCCGGACCCCCCCCCUGCCCGCCCCGAGAAAGUAUCCAAAUUGAUUGAUGGGACAAGUGAAUUGAAGAGAAGCACUUCUGCAAGGCAAUACUAACUUCAUCCUCAGAUUGUUUUGAUUCUUCCUGCUUGCUGUAAAGGAAUCCAGCUAGAAAACAUUGGGAUUGGACCAGAUAACAUUCUUCUAGAAAAUCCCUGCCUGCAAGUUGGAGCUGAAGAACCAGGCAGUGUAAUUGCCCAUUUUUAAGAGGAGAUGAGAGAAUAUGAAGUUAUCCACAGGCUUCUUAUUCUUAUUUCAUGCUAAAACACAAAAUGCUUAUUUGAUGGAAGGAGAAUACUGUCAUUAAUUGACCGCCCAACAUGAUAGAAGCAAUCUCCUUCAAUCAAGAAACCAACAAAAGUAUUUCACUAUGGAUAUAGAUGAUGAAGAAAAUAUGAGUUCCAGCAGCAUCGACGUUAAGGAAAACCGCAACUCAGACAACGUCCCUCCCAAGGAGAGCACCGUGCAAAACCCCGGGGAGGGAACCCAACUCUCGAACGGUGCUGGAAGCGGCAGCAGGAAACGCCCCUUGGAGGAGGGCAACAAUGGGCACUCCAAGUACCGUAUCAAAAAGAGGAAGAAAACCCCGGGGCCCGUUUUACCCAAAAAUGCCCUCAUGCAGCUGAAUGAGAUUAAGCCCGGUUUGCAGUACAAGCUUCUGUCCCAAACAGGCCCAGUCCACGCUCCGAUGUUCAUAAUGGCUGUCGAAGUUAAUGGGCAGGCCUUUGAGGGCACUGGCCCCACAAAGAAGAAGGCAAAGCUUCACGCAGCCGAAAAGGCCCUGCGGUCUUUUGUUCAGUUUCCCAACGCAUCUGAGGCGCAUCUAGCCAUGGGGAGAACCCUUUCCGUAAACACGGACUUUACGUCUGAUCAGGCAGACUUCCCCGAUACGCUUUUCAAUGGAUUCGAAACUCCCAACCAGGCAGACAGUUCCUUUUAUUUGGGUUCGAAUGGAGAUGGUUCUUUUAGCUCCAGUGGGGACUAUCAUCUAUCCUCAGCCACCGUAGCUAGUAGUCUAAUGCAGUCGCCUCUUCCCAUCCCUUCACCCUACCCUUCCUCCGGCGGGAAAAACCCCGUCAUGAUCUUGAAUGAGCUGCGGCCUGGGCUGAAGUAUGAAUUUCUCUCCGAAAGCGGGGAGAGCCACGCCAAGAACUUUGUAAUGUCCGUGGCUGUGGACGGUCAGAACUUUGAAGGCUCAGGAAGGAACAAAAAGCUCGCCAAAGCUCGGGCUGCUCAGUCAGCCCUGGCGUCACUUUUCAACAUGCAUUUGGAUCAGACCCCAUCUCGCCAGCCGAUUCCCAGUGAGGGACUCCAGUUGCAUUUACCACAGGUUCUAGCAGAUGCUGUUGCACGCUUGGUCAUAGAUAAAUUCAGUGAUCUGACUGAUAAUUUUACAUCCCCCCAUGCUCGUAGAAAAGUUCUUGCUGGAAUUGUCAUGACAACAGGUACAAGUGUUAAAGAUGCCCAGGUAAUAAGCGUUUCUACAGGAACGAAAUGCAUUAAUGGAGAAUACAUGAGUGACCGUGGCCUUGCGUUAAAUGACUGCCAUGCAGAAAUAAUAUCUCGUAGAUCCUUGCUUAGAUAUCUCUACACACAGCUUGAUCUCUUCUUAAGUAAUAGAGAUGACCAACAAAAAUCUAUUUUCACGAAAUCAGAAAAAAUUGGGUUUAAACUGAAAGGCAAUGUCCAGUUUCAUCUAUACAUUAGUACCUCUCCAUGUGGAGAUGCCCGGAUUUUCUCUCCACACGAAGCAAUACAAGAGGAUCAGGGCGACAGACAUCCGAAUCGAAAAGCAAGAGGACAGCUUCGUACAAAAAUAGAAUCUGGUGAAGGGACGAUUCCAGUCAGAUCCACUGCAACCAUCCAGACGUGGGACGGCGUUUUACAGGGAGAAAGACUACUCACUAUGUCAUGCAGUGACAAGAUAGCUAGGUGGAAUGUGUUGGGUAUCCAAGGCUCCUUACUUAGCCUUUUUGUGGAACCAAUUUACUUCUCUAGUAUCAUCUUGGGGAGUUUAUAUCAUGGGGACCACCUUUCCAGAGCUGUAUACCAGCGGAUAUCAGAGAUAGAAGAUCUACCACCUCUCUAUACCCUCAACAGACCUUUACUUAGUGGCAUCAGCAAUGCAGAAGCCCGACAGCCAGGCAAAGCGCCGAAUUUCAGCGUGAACUGGACAGUAGGAGACACCAGCCUCGAAGUGAUUAAUGCCACAACUGGUAAAGAUGAAAUGGGUCGCGCCUCUCGCCUUUGUAAGCAUGCUUUGUAUAGUCGUUGGAUGCGCAUUCACGCCAAGCUUUCCUCCAGCCUGCGUUCAAAGAUAAGCAAACCCAAUAUGUACCACGAAUCCAAACAGGUAGCCACAGAAUACCAAUCUGCCAAAGAGUGUUUAUUCAAAGCAUUCCUGAAGGCCGGACUCGGAGCCUGGGUGGAAAAACCAAUUGAACAGGAUCAGUUUUCUCUCACAGGCUAAAUGUUGACUGCACAUCACAACUUUGGAAAAGGGGGUUGUUCUGGAAAUCUUGGUGUCUGGCAUCAUCAUCAUCACCUGGCAUCUCCGCAUCGUACAAAACAUUCUUUUAUUUAUCCACUUUGGAAGAUUUUUCAAGAUUCGAAAAUCAAAUGUUGGGUUGAAAUCUGAAGUUUUCAUUCGUUUAACAGAUUCUCAUUACAUGUAUUACUCUAGAAACACCAUCUACUGUAUGAAGAUUUACAGUAGAGACUAGAUGUUUAUUUUUAGUCUGAUUUGUUCUAGGUAGAAACCAUCCCCUUCCUGCCCCUCCUCCACUCGUUCCCCCCUCCUCCCUAUAUAAUGCAAUAUAGGCAAAUGCACUAAAAUGUAAAUAAUUGCAUUAGAUUUUACACAGCAUUUUUAGGAUGUAGUUUGAAGUUUUUCUAGAAUGAAGCUACAAAAUUCAUUUCUGCUUGUUGGUUAGCUUUAUCGUGGAGUUCAGAGGAUCAUAGUGAAUAGAUUACAAAGCCAGAAUGGAGUUUGGACAGCUAAGCUUCCCCUACCUCCUGGUCCUUAAAAACCAGCUGCUGAAAAUUCCAUAUCUUUGAUGUAUGUAUUUAUUAGUCUGUGAUCAGUUUUUAACAUGCAGCUCUUUAUUCUGGUUUUCAAUACUUGUCUACACACAUUGUGAAGUCCUUUUUUUUAAGCCAUUGUCAACUGGAAAAAAAAUAAGUAUUUGUAAGUUAAGCAUAUAAAUCUGUAAUGUACAAAAAUCUGUUUAGUAUUAGCUGAUUUAUCUCUCCCAGGAGUUCAGAAUACAAUCAUAGCAUUUCCAUCUAUGCCUCUUUUAGUAUUGGGAAAAUUAAAAACAGCGUACUCACAGUAGAAUGGUUUUCAGUCCUCUUUAAAUAAACACCAAGAUCCACCUGAGGAUCAGAGUAUUAUUAAACUGCUUUCUUGGGAACUUCAUAGGACAAACUAUUUUGGAUUAGACUGUUGUGACACAUUUAGGUCACACUAAUCACGAGUAUGUGAUUGUUGAUAAGUAAAGAAUGCGGGGAUAAACGACUUGAGAUCUAGCUGUGUUUGCUCUGGUAAAUACUGAAAAGGAUGUCUUUUAUUUAUUAUGGAAACUAUUUUAUAAGCAUGUUCACAUAGAGCAAACACAGAAUUGAAAUGCAGCAGGGAAAAUAUAACUCAGUCUAUGAAAUUUGCUUCGUAGCAGGUAACUUGAAACUGAAUUGAAGUCCCAAAGGACUGGUGCAAUUUGUACCAAACAUAGUACCAAACAUAAAUUCCAAAAAGAAUGUAAAGCAUAGCUAAAUCAAGGACAUAACUCACAAAUCCAUUGCAUUACCUAUACAACAUGCUGCCAAAAUAUUGUUAAUUUUUUUUAUAAGUAUUUAGUUUGUGAUAGCAGUAACUACCUCAGCACAGAACAUUUCUAUGGGAUUAACAGCUCGCUGGAAUUAAGGGUAAGAGGUGAAGAAAACUUUUCUGGCCAGAAGUAACUUUCAGGAAAUGCACUGUGUCAUGAUCAUCUUGCUCAGUUACCGGCCUUCCAAAACAAAGCCAAUUGGAUUUCAAAAUAGGGGGAAAAAAUAAGAAGCGUUAGCAAUUUUGGACGUAAUUUGUUUAAAUCCCUAGGACAUAUACCGAAUAUGAAAAAUGCUACUGUUAGUUCAAAUAAUGUAUGUGUGCUAUUGUCAAAUAUGUUUUUAUUUACCUUAUUUCCCUAAAUGUUACAUAUUUUCUUCAAUUUAGAGCAAAUUGAAAAUAUUUCAUCUGGCGUAAGUGCUAGAAUUGUGCUGGUGAACAGUGUAUUUGUUCUGUUCAUAAAGGGAAACUAUUCCCUUGGACAAAUGGAAGCGUCUAUUUUCUCGAAUUAUUUUUUGAGAUUCAUAGGAAAAGACUUUCAGAGAUUAUGCUCUAUUGAGUAAAUCUUUUUUUGAGUUCAGGGAAUGAGAAGACAGGAAUGAUUUUGCCUGAGUCUCUUGAACAAGUAAUAUGUUCAAAAAUAGGGUGUGUUUUAAAUGAAUGAUUAUUUUAGGCUGUUCUGUGCGAGAUUUUUAUUUUCUUUUUUCAGAGGAAGUAUCGAGAGAGAGAGAGUGUGUGCGUGUGUAUGUGUGUAUAAGUAAAAUGUAAGUUGCUUUUCCAGAAUUGUGUGCAAACUUGGGUACUUUUGCUUCCGUAAAUACUUGGACGCUUGCUAUGAUGUGAGUCUGUUCAGUAGUGUAUAAAAAUUAUAUUCGCUGCUUUGUCCCUUUUCUUAGCCAGGUUCUGUCAGUUAUGUUUUGCCAGGUAAAGAGCUGUUUCAGAGAUUCUGCUGUCUCUGACAUCUUUUUCUUUGCAGGUUAGUGUUAUAUGUCAUGUAUAACUUUUAGCCAAUUUAAUUCUGAACAAUCAAAGAUAAAAAUAUCCCCGUCAGCAACUUUUGAGGAUAUGGACUGCCCUUCCUUUUUCCAUCAGACAGUUAGCUGGCCAUCCAAAGGGGUGUUAUUGAAUCCCUGUGGAUUUGGGCUGGCAGCAACCUGUGAUGCCCACUGAAGGCUCUCCUGAUUCCCUCCCUCUUCCUCAUUACGAUGAAUGUUCGCCUCAGGAUCGUCACGAAGUUGAAAUCUGAUUCAUUAAGUAGAUGUUAAUACUUGAAAAAGGUAACCCAAGGUUUUCCUCCACUCAGUUCUAGCGUGGUUAAAGACAGUAGUUGAAGAAACCGAGGAUGUUCAGCCUCAUAGGGUCAUGAAAUAUGUUGUUGGGGUGUCAUUUGGGUCACAUGGGUUUGAGCCUGGCGAUAAGACUUGAAGCAUUUGCCUUGUUGCUACACUCAGGAUUAGAUAAGGACAUUAGAAGAGUUUUUCCUGUCCUUCACUAAUGAAGCACACCUUUUAUAGUUCUCUAAGUCAAAUAGGAAGUGGAUCAUUCAUGUUCAUUACAUGUUCUUUCUUUACUCCACGCUUCCCAACUGGCUUUGUUUCAUAUUUUAACAUAGUGUUAACAAAGAUUGUCUGAGAAAUGAGGUAGUUGUUACACCUAGUGGGGGCAUGGACCACGUUUAUUUUUUCUUUUUUAUAUCAUGUUUAGAUAACCCUAAAUACAUUAAAAAUGGACAAAAUAAACAGUUCUAGUGAAUCGGCAAACCUUUUGAUGUUUUUACUCUGGCACUGUUAAGAUCUGGAGCUGGUUGGUGCUGAUGUUGUAGA